AAAAACCUCAAACAUGGCGUCUCUUCAGAAUUCCCAACUCAUCACUCUCAACCCUUCUUCCAUGGCGCCCUUUCCCUUCUAUAAAUUUAAAUCCCCUAAAUCAAUUCUCAUUAACAACCCAAUUUCCCCAUUCCCUCCAGAAAAAACCCAACAAUGGACUCAUCUUCAUCUUCAAUGAACCACACAAUUUCCUUGGAAGAACUCAAGCUGUUCCACACCAUAGACCGAGCCAUCUUCUCCAGGCUUGUUUUGAACCUUCAACGCCAACCCUUCGAGUCAAUGCACGUCAUGGCUCUAUUCCUUUGGCUCGAAAACUAUAGUUGUACCCCUGGUCUGAACCUUGUUUACAAUAUCCAACCCUGGUCUGAUCCACUCAUCAAUGCAUUAGCCGAUGAAGCUGUCCAAUGCUUGAUUUGUUUAAACACCGACGAGUUCCCUUUCAGUCAUUUCCAUGACGAUAAAUGUACAAUCCCGUUGAUUCGAAAGUUAACCGGCAACGAAAUUUCUCUCCGUUUCUUUCACGAAAAUCGUGUCGAGAUUGUUUGUAGGAUCACUCAACUUGUUCGCCACAUUUGUUUAAGAGCCUUCGAUGAUAUAAUGAAAUUGAUUCAUGAUCCAUUGAUUAUGCCUGUUUAUAGUGAGAAGAAGAUGGGAAAUCAGCAAAAUUUGAAGCCAAAUUUGGGUUUUCUCAUUGGAGCUCAAAGGAGCAAUGAAAUGGAGGAUCUCUGGAAAGGUAUACAUAAUAUUAACAUUAAAAGCUUGGAAGAGAAUAAUGGUAAGAAGAAAGAAAAUAAAGAAGUUGAAGCAGAUGAUAGAACUGUUUUCUUAACAUUCUCUAAAGGGUACUCUGUUUCUGAGGCUGAAGUGAGAGACUUCUUCACCAGGAAAUUUGGGAAAAUUUUUGAAGGAAUUGAGAUGCAAGAAGUGGUUGAAGGGGAGCAGCCAUUAUAUGCAAAGUUGGUAGUGAACUAUGGUUCAGACAUUGAAAUGAUACUGAAUGGGAAGCAGAAAGCUAAGUUCUCAAUCAAUGGAAAGCAUGUUUGGGCUCGUAAGUAUGUGCGUAAGAACCAUAAGUCAUCGCCUUCAAAGGUGGAAUCCCAUUAUCUUCAAUGAAAGUUGGUCCUAUUCUUUGGAUGCUCACCAUUCAAAGAUCAGUUUUGUUAUACAGUAUUGUUGUUUUAAAACUAUAAUAUAAUUUUUAAUGAAGAUGUAUUAAUUUGAACCAAAA
Messenger RNA from Gossypium arboreum, 1228 nucleotides. RefSeq lists its product as uncharacterized. NCBI's taxonomy places the organism in Eukaryota, Viridiplantae, Streptophyta, Magnoliopsida, Malvales, Malvaceae. The coding region runs from base 154 to 1113 and encodes 319 amino acids. The transcript has 2 exons. The record is from RefSeq and is a predicted model, not a curated record.